This is a messenger RNA of Nothobranchius furzeri (turquoise killifish), 1854 nucleotides long. RefSeq names its product ankyrin repeat and sterile alpha motif domain containing 4B (gene anks4b). Gene Ontology annotation, molecular function: protein binding. NCBI's taxonomy places the organism in Eukaryota, Metazoa, Chordata, Actinopteri, Cyprinodontiformes, Nothobranchiidae. The record is from RefSeq and is a predicted model, not a curated record. Gene Ontology annotation, cellular component: nucleus. Gene Ontology annotation, biological process: brush border assembly.
UAGCUCAGCUGCUCACACGCCCAGUGAUCACUUUGUUUGCUCGGGUCAGCCAUCGCUGUUCCAAUUCUGUGGUCAGAGGAGGCAGCAACACAUUCAUUUGAAAGAUGUCGAGGUACCACAAGGCAGCGAUCGAUGGUAACUUGGACCUCUUGAAGGAGGCAACAAGGAAGCACCUGAACACCGCAGAUGAUGAUGGGAUGACUCCCACCCUACUGGCUGCUUUUCAUGGACACGUCAACGCUCUUCAGCUCAUAUGCAGCAGAGAAGGAGAUCCCAACAAGAGUGACAUCUGGGGGAACACGCCCCUGCACCAUGCAGCAGCUAACGGCCACAUGCACAUUAUCAGUUUUCUGGUUAAUUUUGGAGCCAAUCUCUUUUCUCAGGACAAUGAAUACCACACAGCAAUGGAUGUCGCUGCAUCUCGUGGCCACAUGGAGUGUGUGCGCUUUCUGGAUGAUGCUGCUGCACAGCAAACCAACCAAAAUCCCAAAAGAGUGGCAAAUCUGAAGAAGGAGGCUCAGAAAGAGGCGGAAAAGAGAGUGAAAGUCUGCGAGAAGGUGAAAAAACAACACCAGAGCAGGAUGGAUAAACUGCAGCGUGGCUCGGUUUCUGAGGCGAGCAUGGGAUCCACGUUCUCAAGUGGAGAGUCUAUGAUCGCAGUCAACGAGCAGUACUCCAAACUUAUUGCUUCAGAGAAAACGGGCUCUUUUACUGCCAGGGUAAAAGGAACACUCCAGAAGAGGCUGGGGAUGAAAGACAAAGGCACUCUUCAACAAACAGGAAGUGGGAAUGUCAUCUUUAGACAACAAGAGAAUGAAACUUCGGAUAAACCAGACUUUCUGAAUGUCUUCAGUGAGGAGGAGGAGGAGAGGGAGCUAGAAGGAAGAGAGACUGCAGAGUAUGAUGAUGAUGGCUUUGAAGAACCAGGCCACGGUAACCAGUCUAUCUUCAAUCGCCCGGGCCUUGGAGGUCUGAUUUUCAUGUCGAAGAUGAACGUGGAGUCCGAGGACAUUCCUCGUGACUACGAAAGUCUUGAUUACUUUGUUCAGAACCAACUGCUUGGGGCUCAGGAAGACGCCAAUGGCUUUGACGACCCAGGUGACACUGACCUUCCUUGGGAUCAGGAGGAUCUGGGAUUGGAUGAUGAUGAUGUAGAUGAAGAAAGCUCUCCUUUGGAAGUGUUUUUGUCCUCCAUCUCCUUGCCAGAGUUUGCUCCUGCUUUCAACAGAGAGCACUUGGACUUGGAGGCACUCAUGCUUUGCUCUGAUGAAGACCUGAAAGGCAUUCGUAUCCAAUUGGGACCCAGGAAGAAGAUUUUGGAGGCAGUUGCUCGCAGAACAAAGGCACUAGAAAACCCUGGAGUCAUGAAGAAAAGCUCCUUGUGAUCAAUCACAUGCAGAUGUUUAAAAUCCUGGUAGUAGUCUGUCUCCUUUCAGAAGAAAUCCAACAGCACCAACUUGAUUUGUAAAGCAACAACUCUUUCCAGAAGAAUGAUCACAUUAAUAAAUUUGUUUAACAAUGUUGUCUUUUCAUCUACAUUACUUUUGUUUGAAAUAAGUUUCUGAUUCAGUUCAGAUUCAUAAAUAAUUUGAUCUGAAACACAAGUGUGUGCAUUCAGAGGAUGCUAUGGGUUUUUGUGAUUAUUCGUUACUAUAAAUGGUGAAAGAGAAUCAGGUGAAUGAGUCCAGCUGUCAUUUGGAUGAUUACAUCAGCAUGACAAAUAAACAUUUAUGCAUUAUAACCACGUUUUUCUCCAAAGUAAAAAUAAUUAUGUAAAAGUAAAAUCUCUUGUGCUAUUUUAAUAUGUAACAAAUGAACUAAUUGAUUUUUCAAAAUAAAACAUCAUUAUCAAGA